This is a messenger RNA of Erigeron canadensis, 916 nucleotides long. RefSeq lists its product as uncharacterized. Bases 20 to 610 code for a protein of 196 amino acids. The transcript has 2 exons. The record is from RefSeq and is a predicted model, not a curated record. Lineage: Eukaryota; Viridiplantae; Streptophyta; Magnoliopsida; Asterales; Asteraceae.
UCCAAAUCAUCGACCGACCAUGGAUAAUAAGGAUGGUUCCAAAUCAUCAUCAUCGGAGGAGCAGCCGCCGCCGACGUUUGGUUAUUUUUGUACGGACAAUGAGUUUGUGAAUAUGGAUAUGAAAUGUGUCUAUGAAUCUGAAUGCAUGUAUGGCUAUUUGAAAGCGACGGAUGAGCGCAUAGCAUAUGAUGAGGAGGAAGAGGUUCCAAGUCUUCGUCAUAAGGAUCCCAGAGAUAUAAGCUGUACUGGAAAAGUGACCUGCCCAAGCGACGUCGCUUUAUUGGUUAAUACAUACUGCGUUGGACGUUUCAACAUCAUGAGAACUCAUCAACAUGACGACGGCGUCGAUCUCCUUGCAAAGAAGUUGAUGGAGUUCGAUACCCAAUUUGUCCAAGAUAUGACACCCAUCCUUCUUGUUCUACUUCUCAAUGUUGCUGUGCAAUUGAGGAUCGACAGCCUCAUUAACCUGAUGCUUAAUACUAUGCAUGAAGGGGGGUUUGCUGAUGCUAUCUUGAACAUGCCUGCUAUUAAGGAUUCAAAAAUCCCAUUCUUCAAUCGAUAUAUUUUUAGUUUUGAUGCAAUUGAAAUGAGUGAGCGCGAUAGCUUCUAAAAAGCACAACCCAGAAAGCACAUUCAACUUUAAAACACAAUAUGGGCUACAGAAGAGGACAUGCGUUGCAGCCGUUGUUUGUAUAAUUAGAUGUCCGCUUCUUCUUCUAAUCGUUUUUAUUCUAACGUGGAAUUAUGUAUAUUGGAAGUAUGUUUGUUUUGAAAAUAUGUAUUUUGUGUGUGUCACUGUCAUUUCUAAACUAUGUAUGUUGGAAGUAUGUUUGUUUUGAAACUAUGUAUUUUGUGUGUGUCACUGUCAUUUCUAUCUCCUUCAAACACCGUUUAAUGAAAUUAAUGUCGUUUGCCA